UGAGGCCAACCCUUGCUAACGUUAGCUCAUUGAAAACGUUUCUAACGUGUACUGAUGUGUUUCAGUUUUAAUAGAGAGUUGUUUUGCCGUGUCUCGGAUUAAUAUUUUAUCACUAAAAGAUGAGUUCAGUCCAGAAUCUGAGAGAGUUGAUCAACCAGCGACUAACUGCUGCUGCUGAAGAAAUAUUCACAGAGUUUGAGAAAACCAUCGUCCAGUACGAGGAGGAGAUCGAUCGUCAGCGCAGACUGCUGGAUAACAUCUGGAAACCUGAGAUAAAGUUACACACAACAGACCUUCUGCAGCAACAUGUCCAGGAGGAGAAUGUUCUUGCUGAGCAGAAUCUCUGCAACCAGCAGAGGAACUCCAAUGUGGACCAGGAUGAUCCAGAUUCUUCACAGAUGAAAGAGGAACAGGAGGAACUGUGCACCAGUGGGGAGGGAGAGCAUCUUGCACUGAUGCAAGAGGCUAACACACUGGUUCAGUGUAAAUCCAACUGUGUAGAAAUAUCCAGAGAAAUUUCUGGAGUGUCUGAUAAACCAGUCGGCCAGUUGGAUGAAGAGAUUGAUUAUCAGCCCAGGCUGCUGGAUCCCUUCUGGAAACCACGAAUAAUUUUACACAGAAUUGAUCACCCACAUCAAGAUGUCUGGAAAGAGAGGAACGGUCUUGCUCAUCAGCAGCUCCGUAACCAGGAGAAGAAGUUUCGUCUGGAGCAGGAGGACCCAGAGAUUCCACAGAUUAAAGAGGAAGUGACGGAAUUCUGCACCAGCCUGGACCAGAAAGACCCAGAACCGUCACAGAUUAAAGAGGAACCAGAGGAAGUCUGUACCAGUCAGCAGAAAGAGCAGAUUGUACUGAAUCAAGCUACUGAUACCUUUCUAUUGACUUCAGUUAAUAAGGACGGUGACCACAGUGAACUAGAACCAAACAGGGAUCAGCUCCUCUCUUACAAUUCACCAGUAGCUGAGAGCCCACAUCAGGAGGGAAGUAAGCAUGUAGACUCAGGGUCAACUAGAAAUGCAGCGCUGAAGCCAAACAAGAGUCAUAACAGAGAGAGCAGUCACAGUAACAAUGUAGACAAGUCUUCAUUGUCAGGAAGUCACUGUGAUACAGACACAGGUAGAAAGUCUUUCAAAUGUGAUGUUUGUGGAAAGACCUUUAAGAAUAAGUACCAAAUGAAGAAACAUCACCAAAUCCACAACAGUGCAAAACCAAGUGCUGACAAUGCAUGCAGAAAAAAAUGUAAUUUACGCACUGACCUGAAAGUCCAUAUGAUAAUUGACAAAGGUGACAAACGGUUUUCUUGUGAAACAUGUGGGAAACGUUUCAGCAAAAAUAGUCAUCUGAAAGUCCACAUGAGAGCUCACACAGGUGACAAGCCAUAUUCUUGUAAGACGUGUGGCAAAAGUUUCUUUCAGAAUACAACCUUGUUGUUCCACAUGACAACUCACAACAGUGAGAAAGCGUUUUGCUGUGACAGAUGUGGGAAAAAAUUCAACAGAAGUGAUGUUCUAUAUGUCCACAUGAAACACCACACAGGUGAGAAGCCAUAUUCUUGUAACACCUGUGGAAAAAGUUUCAGUCAAAGCAGCCAUCUGACUGUCCACAUGAGAACUCACACAGGUGAGAGGCCAUAUUCUUGUAAAACCUGUGGAAAAAGUUUCAGUAAAAAUGUUCAUCUGACUGUGCACAUGAGAACUCACACAGGUGAAAAGCCAUAUUCUUGUGAAACAUGUGGGAAAAGGUUCAGUGAACAUUGUACUCGGACUGAGCACAUGAGAACUCACACAGGUGAGAAGCCAUAUUCUUGUAAAGCCUGUGGUAAAAGUUUCAGUCACAGUAGUAGUCUGACUAGCCACAUGAGAACUCAUACAGGUGAGAGGCCAUAUUCUUGUGACAGAUGUGGGAAAAGGUUCAGUGAACGUUGUAAUCUGACUGAACACACGAGAACUCACACAGGUGAGAGGCCGUAUUCUUGUAAAACCUGCGGACAAAGUUUCAGUCACAAAAGAUGUCUGACUAGCCACAUGAGAACUCAUACAGGUGAAAAGCCAUAUUUUUGUGACAGAUGUGGGAAAAGGUUCAGUGAACAUAGUAAUCUGACUGUCCACAUGAGAACUCACACAGGUGAGAGGCCAUAUUCUUGUCAAGCCUGUGGUAAAAGUUUCAGUUACAGUAGUAAUGUGACUAAACACAUGAGAACUCACACAGGUGAGAAGCCAUAUUCUUGUAAAACCUGUGGAAAAAGUUUCCGUCACAACAGUCAUCUGACUAGACACAUGAGAACUCACAUAGGUGAGACGCUGUAUGGUUCCUGGACGAAAAUGAGUUCAGUCCAGAAUCUGAGAGAGUUGAUCAACGAGCGACUAACUGCUGCUGCUGAAGAAAUAUUCACAGAGUUUGAGAAAACCAUCGUCCAGUACGAGGAGGAGAUCGAUCGUCAGCGCAGACUGCUGGAUAACAUCUGGAAACCUGAGAUAAAGUUACACACAACAGACCAUCUGCAGCAACAUGUCCAGGAGGAGAAUGUUCUUGCUGAGCUGAAUCUCUGCAACCAGGAGAGGAACUCCAGUCUGGACCAGGAGGACCCAGAGCCUCCACAGAUGAAAGAGGAGCAGGAGGAACUGUGCAUCAGUCAGGAGGGAGAGCAGCUUGUACUGAUGCAAGAGGCUGUUAUCCUGGUUCAGUGCAACUCCAAAUGUGAAGAAAUAUCCAGAGAAAUAUUUGGAGUUUCUGAUGAACCACCCAGCCAGUUGGAUGAAGAGACUGAUUAUCAGCGCAGGCAGCUGAAUCCCAUCUGGAAACCACGGAUAAUGUUACACAGAAUUGACCACCCACAUCAAGAUGCCUGGAAAGAGGGAAAGGGUCUUGCUAAUCAGCAGCUCCGUAACCAGGAGAGCAAGUUUAGUCUGGACCAGAAAGACCCAGAGACUCCACAGAUUAAAGAGGAGCAGAAGGAAUUCUGCACCAGCCUGGACCAGAAAGACCCAGAACCUUCACAGAUUACAAAGGAACAGGAGGAACUCUGUACCACUCAGCAGAAAGAGCAGAUUGUACUGAAUCAAGCUACUGAUACCUUUCUGUUGACUUCAGCUGAUAAGGACGGUGACCACAGUGAACUAGAACCAAACAGUGACCAGCUCCUCUCUUAUAAUUCACCAGUAGCUGAGAGCCCACAUCAGGAGGGAAGUAAGCAUGUAGACUCAGGGUCAACUAGAAAUGCAGUGCUGAAGCCCAAGAGCAGUCAAAACAGAGAGAGCAGUCACAGUAACAAUGUAGACAAGUCUUCAUUGUCAGGAAGUCACUGUGAUACAGACACAGGUAGAAAGUCUUUAAAAUGUGAUGUUUGUGGAAAGACCUUUAAGAAUAAGUACCAAAUGAAGAAACAUCACCAAAUCCACAAAGGUGUAAAACCAAAUGCUUGCAGUGCAUGCGGAAAAAAAUUUAAUUUACAGUCUGACCUGAAAGGCCAUAUGAUAAUUCACAAAGGUGACAAACUGUAUUCUUGUAAAACAUGUGGAAAAGGUUUCAGUUGUAGUAGUCAUCUGACUUCCCACAUCAGAACUCACACAGGUGAGAAGCCAUUUUCUUGUGAAAGAUGUGGGAAAAGGUUCAAUGAGCGUGUUCACCUGACUGUCCACAUGAGAACUCACACAGGUGAGAGGCCAUAUUCUUGUGAAACCUGUGGAAAAAGUUUCAUUCAAAGCAGUCAUUUGACUGCCCACAUGAGAGCUCACACAGGUGAGAAGCCACAUUCUUGUAUAACCUGCGGAAAAAGUUUCAGUAGAAGAAAUAUUCUGACUGUGCACAUGAGAGCUCUUGGUCAUGGUUUGUUGUCCCACAUGAGAACACACACAGGUGAGAAGCCAUAUUCUUGUGAAAGAUGUGGGAAAAGUUUCAGUGAACGUGGUAAGCUGACUGCCCAUAUAAGAACACACACAAGUGAGAAGCUGUAGUCAUGGAACAUUGGUGGAAUCAAAGCUUGAAAAAAACAGGCAUUCAUUCACAUCAUUCAGGGUAAAAGUGGGUCUUGUAGGUUUAAGUACCUUUAGACCGCUUCAGCAAUGAUUCUGUGAGUUUAUUGCAUGGCAUACUGUGAGACAUGGAUCUUUUAAAAUCUGUUAAACUGUCCAGUGGAUACAGAGCGACUUUUACAGAAGCACAUUGCAUUUUGAAAAGAAGACAACUGGAGACAUUAUACUUUUGAAUAUAGUUAGAAAUUAAUAGUUAAUUUUAUGCUAGAGCUAAAUGGAAAGGUAUGAUGUUGGUUUAAAUUAAUGUAGUGAACACGAGUUUACACAUGAAUGUACACUACCGUUCAAAAGUGUGGGGUCUCUUAGAAAUGUCUUUAUGUUUUGAAAGAAAAUCAGUUUUGUCAAUAAAGCAUUAUUUUAAUCAGAAAUACAAUCUAGACAUUGUUUAUCUGGUAAAUGCCUUUCUAGCUGGAAACUGCAGAUUUUUUUAAUGAAAUAUCUCCAUAGGGGUACAGAGGAACAUUUCCAACAGCCACUAUUCCUGUGUUCUAAUGUUACAUUGUGUUAGCUAAUAGUGUUGAAAGGCUAAUUGAUGAUUAGAAAGACCUUUUGUCAUUAUGUUAGCAUAUGAAUAAAUAUGUAAGUUUUCAUGGAAAACAUGAAAUUGUCUGUGUGAUUCCGAACUUUUGAACAGUAUCGUAAGUUUUGAUUUAAUUAUUUUGAUAAUUCUCAUGUUAAGUUCAUGUGGAUGUAAAUUGGAUGCAAUCCAGUUCCACUUCAGUCUAUAUUUCUCUGAUGGGUCUUUAUAGAAAAUAUAAUUAAACCAGUUUCCAAUGUAGUAACAUCUGGAAGUAACAGACCUGACUGGUUUCAUAUCAGAUAAUGCUUCAGCUUUCUAUAAGACACAGAGACAGUUUGUAGUUUCCUUUGCUUGUUUUUUGAAUUCUGUUGUCACUGACAAAUGUUGCUGUUUUUAAAUGAAACCAUAAACUGUUUGAAGCAAA
Messenger RNA from Amphiprion ocellaris (clown anemonefish), 4975 nucleotides. RefSeq names its product zinc finger protein 26-like. NCBI's taxonomy places the organism in Eukaryota, Metazoa, Chordata, Actinopteri, Pomacentridae. Gene Ontology annotation, biological process: regulation of transcription by RNA polymerase II. The coding region runs from base 120 to 3953 and encodes 1277 amino acids. The record is from RefSeq and is a predicted model, not a curated record. Gene Ontology annotation, molecular function: RNA polymerase II cis-regulatory region sequence-specific DNA binding; DNA-binding transcription factor activity, RNA polymerase II-specific. The transcript has 7 exons.